AUGGCGUGUCCAACUCCCUAUAAUUCCAUCUACUCAACGGUUCUUUAUUUUUUCUCAACCGGAGCAGCAUUUUUCUUUAAAAAACCAGUAUUUUUAGGUACUUCAGAGUGAUCCCUUUGAGGAUCCCCUCUAGGGACCACUUUACCAACAUCAUAUAGGGUCCACUGAAGCUUGCAAAGAUGGUCCCUAUAGGGGUUUCAGUUAGUGGACCCUAUACGGGACCUGCGUCGAUGAUUUUCAUGAACUCUGUGUGAAGAAGCAUUUCCAUGCAAAAAUUUUUUUGAAUAAAUUGAAAGACCUCUAUAAGGACCACUUAAGCUUUAGGGGCUCAGGGAUCAGACCUUAAUCCCCUAUAGGAACCACUUUUCGGUUCUUAUAAGGGUAAAAUGUUUUUCAACCCUACCCUCUAUAGGGAGCACACUAAAAUUCCUAGUUCAGACAAAACGAGUGGUUUGUUGCAAACACGGAGCCAAAUGCAAGAGUUUCGCGAAGAAAGCGAAAGAGGGUUAUUAUUUUUCCCUUUUUCAAAACUCGAAAAAGAAAGAUGAUCUAAAAGUACUACAGAAAUCGGAAAUGAGAAGGAGAAGAAGGUUGAGCAGCCGACGAUAAAUGAAGGUCUCUUUUUUUUUUCGAUUGGUUGGAGAAGUUUGUUCAAUAGUGCAGGAGAUGAGCAAUACGUGAAUCUAUACGCGAAGAAAAACCAAGAGGAACUGAAGAAAGAGACGGAGGAAAAGGUCCCGAGCGGCGGCGAAAGCUUCUCUUCGGCCCCGGACACAUCCUUUGUCCUGCUAGACGGGUUCUUUUUUUUUUUCAAACUUUAGAGUGUUCCCUAUGGGGUCCUUAGGGCCUCUUGGAGGGUGAGGUAACUCCUAUAGGGUCCACUGAAGCUUGCAAAAGUGGUCCCUAUAGGGGACAUGCUAGUCGAUAAUCUUUAUGGACUCUGAGCGAAGAAGAAUAUCCAUGGGAUGAAAUUGGAAGGCCCCUUCAGGGUCCACUUGAGCUUCAGGGGUGAAGAAGUCGGCCCUAAUACCCUAUAGGGACCGCCUUGAUUUCCCUCCUAUAGGGGCCACUUUUCCGGACCCCAUAAGGGUUUUUUCCCCUCUUAAGCCCUAUAGGGACCUCUCUGGAUUUCCUAAGUAAUUUCCCGCUCUUUGAUUGGUUUUUAUUGAAGAAAUUUGCAUACAAAAACUUGAAUUCACCAAUUUCAUUCCAGCAAAAAGGUCGAAAAGCGCAAGAAGAAGAAACGAUCUCGUAAUGCGACUUUUGCAAAGUCUGCAACAUCCACCGAGAAAUCGGAACCGGCUCCCGUGCAGCCAAAGUGAGAAUUUUGACUAUACCGCCAAAAGCAAUUUUUUUCCUAGCGACUUCUACAUCGGCGCUUGUACGCGAGAAGACGCCGAGAGGUCGACCAGAAGCCGAGGACCGCUGCGAAUUUAUCACCAGGCAGCUAUAGUUUCUGAUCAAACUAUAAACACCUAGAACAGAUCGCUUCGUCUCCGGUCCUCGAAAACCUACAGCAGGAGGUCUCUCUGUACAUCGUCUACCGCACAAAGGACACACGUUUCCGGUGAUUCCUCUCAGUAAUUACGAUAUGAUUUCCAUCAGUUUCAGACAUUACCCAAUUCGCUCGCAAACGAUCGACUCAGUCGAAAAGUUCUACGUUGAUUGCGGAGAGACCGGCGCUCCAAUGCACUCCUCUCUUCACAAACUGGUCAACUUUUACAAAGUCGCUUACUGA
Messenger RNA from Caenorhabditis auriculariae, 1738 nucleotides. The record is from the annotation of a GenBank genome assembly. NCBI's taxonomy places the organism in Eukaryota, Metazoa, Nematoda, Chromadorea, Rhabditida, Rhabditidae.